Rosa chinensis is the source of this 2408-nucleotide messenger RNA. RefSeq names its product F-box protein SKIP14. The coding region runs from base 178 to 1659 and encodes 493 amino acids. The transcript has 3 exons. NCBI's taxonomy places the organism in Eukaryota, Viridiplantae, Streptophyta, Magnoliopsida, Rosales, Rosaceae. Gene Ontology annotation, molecular function: protein binding. Gene Ontology annotation, cellular component: cytoplasm. The record is from RefSeq and is a predicted model, not a curated record.
GAGUCUUGGUUGGGUUGAGAGGAGAAGACUUUGUCUCCACGCGUCUCUUUCCCAACCUUCACUCUCUCUGCGCCCCUGCCCCUAAUUUUAGAACCCAGCUCUUUUCUUCACCUUCUAAAAUUCCCAUUUGCGCUGGUUGGUUGAUUUGCUUUGCCUCGCAAAACUCGGUGCUAUAGGAUGGCUUUGAAUCUGUCUCGUGGCUCAGUUCUGCCUAAGUAUCCUUCCCCAGAGCAUAGUUUGUGUUCUUCUGUUAGGUGUUCUAAUGGGUAUGUGAGGGAUCAAUGUAAAGAGAAGAGUUUGGAUGGUGAUGCAUCGAGUUCAAAUGCGGAGUUGAAGAAGAAUACCCAUUACAAGGGUGAAUUGGGUGGCUAUUGUGAGCCUUCCGUUGAUGAUAUUCUUGAUAGGUUGCCUGUUGAUCCUUUUGGGAUGGAUAUGAGGUCUACUUUUACGGCGAUUAGUGGUUGGCUUGAGGAUUUUGAGAAGGGGUGUGAGUCUUAUGGGUUUGGGGUGGAUGAACAGAAGAAGAAGGUGGUGGAUGGUGGGUUGUUUGCUGGUCUGAAUUGGGUUUGGAAUAGCGCUGUGAUAUUUCAACCGGAACUGGGUGAGGUGAAGUUUGAUGGAAUAUCGAUUCCAUAUGAUAGCUUUGAUGGGUUUGGGAUCAAUGAUGGAGGUUUUGUAUUGGACGACAAUGUGGAGGAGUUUCUGGGUUUUGGCCAUGUGGUGAACUUGGAUGUUGGUUAUGGAGCUAAGGAACUGCCGGUUGGAACUAUGGAAAGGCCAGAAUGUAGCAUAAAGAAUUUUGAUAGUGAAGGCGGUGCUCCACAUGAUGCUAUGUUUUAUGCAUUGGGUUAUCUCGGCGUUCAGGAUCUUCUUUCAGUUCAACGGGUUUGCAGGUCUUUGAAUCAUGCAGUCAAAAGUGAUCCUCUUUUAUGGAGGAGCAUUAACAUUGAUUGGCCAUUGAAUGAGAGGAUCACUGAUGAUGCUCUUGUAAAUUUAACUAGCAGGGCUCAGGGUAAUCUUCAAACCUUAAGUCUAGUGCAUUGUGCAUGGAUUACCGAUGUUGGGCUGCAUCGCGUGUUUGACAGCAAUCCAAGGCUGACAAAAUUAAGUAUUCCAGGAUGUAUAAAAAUAAGUGUUGAGAGCAUCUUGUUAAACCUAAGGACCUUGAAGUCUGCAGGCAAACCUGGAAUAAAGCAGUUAAGAAUUGGAGGUCUCUCUGGUAUAACAGACAAGCAGUUCGAAGAGUUAAAAUUCUUGCUGGGUGCAGAUAACCAUACCCAGGUUAAAGCCCCAAAACCACGGUAUUUUCAUGGUGGGCUAUCGUACCUCUCUUGUGAUGAUGAUUGCGCCAUUGACAUUGAAGCAUGCCCCAGGUGCCAGAGACUAAGUUUAGUUUAUGAUUGCCCAGCAGAGAGUUGCCAAGGGAAAUAUCAGAAGGCUCAGAUGUGCAGGGCUUGCAUACUCUGCAUAACUCGCUGUAUUAGCUGUGGGUGUUGCCUUGGAGACUGCGAUUAUGUGGAGACGUUUUGCCUACAGUUGCUUUGUUUGGAAUGUUUGGAGAACCUACUCAACUGUCAAGAGAGGCAUGGAGAAAAUGGUGCUACCAAAUGUGCCAUAUUUUGUCAGGAGAGCAGGUAUCAGUUUUGCCUUUUUGGCUAAUGGGAAACCACAUUGCUGCAUAUUGGUGUGCUGUUGGUUCUGGACUGGAAUCUAGAAGGUUUGGCUGUUUAAAAAAUGGGCAGAAGCUAUUUAAUGCAUGCUUAGUUUCCUGAGGAUUUUUGUUACCAUGAGGAAAUUGCAUGAAGGAAAAAGAAAAAAGAAAAAAAAAAAGGAAAAUGUGAAAAAAUAGAAAAAAGAACAGAACUGAGAGGAGUCUUGCGGAAGGGAAAGUGAAAAUAAAAGAGGUAGUAUGGAGAAGUUUGUUUUGAAAAUUUUAGCUCAUUCCAAGUGAUUCCCGUCCUGAGGGGUUGCCAAAGGCAAUGAAGAAAACUAUCUGGAAAACUUUACGGAGUGGAAUUGAAGCAGUAUGUGAGAGUAACUGUUGAUUGGUAGUGGAAGCGAUAUUCGUUGCCAUCGUCAUCAUCAUCGAAGUUGAGCAGCAGGCAGAAGGUUCUGGGAGAAGCAGUUGGACUGUUGAAGGACUGAUGUGUUAUAUUUCAAAGGAUCUGCUUUUGCAGUUGCAGCUGAUGCAUACAAUUUUUUUUUUUAAUUGGGAUACAUGUUUCUAUAAUUCUAUUGUGCAUUUCCAUUGCCUUGAGAGUUUAAUUCAUACUUGUGCAAUGAGCAUUCUUCGUGCUUAUACUAAAUAAUGCCAGUGAUGGGCUAUGAUGAUAAAUUUGUGCGCACUAGAAGGACUUGAAUGUAGUCAUCUUUUUCAUUUCAGAAUUGAGACCAGUGGAUUUUCAUUA